AUGCCUCGGCGCGCGCGUCGGCGAGCAAUUCCCUUCGAGGGCGACGAUGAACAGUACAUCAAGCAUUUAGAGCGCUUGGUACUGAGCGUUCAGCCACUCCUGAACUUUCCCAUUUCUGAUGCUACCGGAUCGUCAGCCAGUGAUAUCCGGUUUAUUGAGUGGCAGCCAAGCAAACUCUCUCCGGCUCCAAGCCCGCAAUUGAUGAAGCAACUGGUUGCCUUCAUUGAAGGCAUCCCUCGCGAAGAUCGAUGGCAGGAGGCAAGGGUGAAAACAGGAAUCGAUACACCGUACCGGAACUUCCAGGCUUUGAAACUGAUUCUAGGUCAUGCCGAUCCUGCAAUUUUUCAUGCCGAAUACGAAAUCGCCGCUCCGCCAUCAGCUCCUCUCGGGAGCGUUGAUCUGGUGGCAAGAGGAUGUGCAUACGGCCGAUUCAUUGCUCGAUGUAGCCAUGAUCAAUGUUUCGCUGAAAGCGUGGUUGCCUUUCAGCAUCUAGUCUUCUACAGUUUUUGUGUGGUCAUGAUGCGAGCUGGAGUGUCCCCAGAGACUACCAACGCCACCAUGCGGCGCUACACCGGCAAGAGCCAAAAGGACCACACCCUGGAGAAAUAUCGCAACGGGGCUGUGUGGGCCAAUCGAUGUAUAGCUUUACUAUUGGAGAAUGGAUGGGGACAUAAGAGCUGGGAGAUUUUUCUUCUCAAUAGUCAGACUCCAGCGCAAAUUGCCCGCUUUGCCGCUUACGACAAAGACAGCUACAAGGCAGUAGCCCAUCGACUAGGACCAGCAAAUGUUCCUCUGUGGGAGACUGGGUGGAUACCGUACUGUCUUCCUUGUAUCGUGAAUUAUCUCACGGGAUACACAAUCUCGUAA
This is a messenger RNA of Penicillium brasilianum, 867 nucleotides long. The record is from the annotation of a GenBank genome assembly. NCBI's taxonomy places the organism in Eukaryota, Fungi, Ascomycota, Eurotiomycetes, Eurotiales, Aspergillaceae.